CCGACCUGACGCCGAGCCCCCGAGAGCGAGCAUAACGAGCGGAGGAAGACAGGACAAUCAGCGAGCAACGGAGCAUGAUUGAGGAUAAUGGCUGCUCCCGAUCGUGAAAAGCAGCCUGAGAAGGACGACCAUUCCAGUUCAAGUGAAGAGGACCAGAAUGCGCUUGAGGUCUCGUUCGAUCAAUCUAGUCCGUAUCGGCGCAAGAGCUCUAUAGUAGACAGCGACGUUCGUGUCCCCCUUCACCUCCGGCGGUCACAGCCGGCCAGGACGGAAUGCUUUGUCCACCAGUUUCUCGACGCUCAGCGACGGCCCCCUAGACGGCAAAAUACCCUACAUGGACACCUCGAUGUUACUCGUGAAAAUGGCCAGGACCGGGUGCCCGACCCUAAAGGCGUCCCAAGCACUCUCAGUAACAAUGCCGCCGAUCCGCGCGCCCGGGAGUGCUCAAUUACCAAUGCCAACUCAAGCGAUACCAGUGAUGCUGGUCAGAUUGAUGAGAAGGAAUGGAAAAGUGAGAUCGUAAGGAUCGAAUCCACACAACUCACCGAAACAGACCUAGACGAAACACACAGCAGGCUCCUCACCAAGAAGCAGUUGAGUGAGAUGGCAUGGGGAGUGAGGGAGCUGAGUCGGCGAUUGGGCAGCGUGCGCUUGAAGUUUAAGAUCAAGACCAUCUUCGUGCUCACCAAGCCGUAUGACCAGGAACUAAUUCCCAAGACACGCGCCUUGAUCCGGUGGUUACUUGAUAAGGAGCGCGACGUGCGCUAUACUGUCUACAUCGACAAGGCAUUGCGUAGCAACAUGAAGUUUGAUGCACCCGGUCUGAUCGAAGAGGUCCGCAAGGACUAUGUUGAGUCUGGCGAGAUCUCAGAGGAAGCCGGCAAUGACAUAUCCCAGCGUCUACGCUACUGGGACGAGGAAUUGUGUCGCGCCAGGCCACACACGGCCGACUUUGUGAUCACACUCGGCGGUGAUGGAACCGUACUAUUUGCGAGUUGGUUAUUCCAGCGGAUCGUUCCACCUGUUCUGAGCUUUGCUCUUGGGAGCCUAGGGUUUCUGACCAAGUUCGACUUUGACAACUAUCAAGAGACCUUGACAGCUGCCUUCACAGAAGGUGUCAAUGUGGCUUUGAGGCUAAGAUUCGAAGGAACCGUCAUGCGAUGUCAGAAGAAAAGAAGGAAGCUCGUUAAGGAUGGGGAUAGAAAACCGGGCGGCACAGAGGGUCCUGAUGGCCAGAACGGGAAUGAUACACGCGAAGAGGAAGAGGAAGAGAGGAAACGAGAUCUCGUAGAAGAACUCAUCGGCGAGGAAAAGGAUGACGAACGAACCCAUCGACCAGACGGCACAUAUGACGUGCUCAACGAGGUGGUGGUGGAUAGAGGACCCAAUCCAACAAUGUCAUCCAUCGAUAUCUUCGGCGAUGACGAGCACUUCACCUCCGUCCACGCCGAUGGUAUUUGCGUUUCCACUCCCACCGGCUCAACCGCCUACAACCUCGGCGCCGGCGGCUCUCUCUGUCACCCCGAAAACCCCGUCAUGCUCGUGACCGCUAUCUGCGCGCACACGCUCUCCUUCCGGCCCAUCAUCCUGCCCGACACCAUCGUGCUUCGCAUCGGCGUGCCCUACGAUGCCCGGACCGGCUCUUGGGCGAGUUUCGAUGGCCGCGAGCGUAUCGAGCUUAGACCGGGCGACUACGUGACCAUCAGCGCGAGCAGGUAUCCAUUUGCCAGUGUUCAGCCGCAGGGGAAGAGGAGUGAGGAAUGGAUCAAGAGUAUCAAUGCGAAGCUUGGUUGGAAUACUAGGCAGAAGCAGAAGAGCUUUACGUAGGAUACUCUUGGCCUGUCUUUUCGAAGGCCGGGACGGGAUCACGUUUGUCUAUACUGUGUAUACCUCAACCGUCUUGUGGGAUAUUACAAGCUAGCACUCUGCCGGGGAAGAAGAAAUUGUAGCUCAGCGAACUGUACCUAGCGAGUGGCUUUCAUCAUCGAUGUUGUCAAAAAAUAAAUAAAAAUGCUGGAGCUUGAAAAGCAUUCUUACAGCUGUCCUAGAAGCUACAUACAAUUUCUAGGUGGCCUCUACCAUUCACGAAUCUAUAGAGAGUAAUGCUCUGU
Messenger RNA from Neurospora tetraspora, 2111 nucleotides. Its product is annotated as ATP-NAD kinase-like domain-containing protein. Gene Ontology annotation, biological process: NAD+ metabolic process; NADP+ biosynthetic process. The transcript is spliced from 3 exons. The record is from RefSeq and is a predicted model, not a curated record. Gene Ontology annotation, molecular function: NAD+ kinase activity. The coding region runs from base 88 to 1827 and encodes 579 amino acids. NCBI's taxonomy places the organism in Eukaryota, Fungi, Ascomycota, Sordariomycetes, Sordariales, Sordariaceae.